GCAAAAAACAACUUCAACAAACAACAAUCUUGAUGUUCAAUAUUAAGAUAUACGAUUUUUUUCAUCAUUUUUUUCAUUAUUACAAUAACCAUUGUUGUAUACGGUUAGACGAAGGCUUUGCAUAAGGCCAACGGAUCAGCCAAACAAAAAACAACAACAACAACAACAACAAAAAAACAACAACAAAAACAUCAAAAUACGCUACUUCAAAUGGUUAACCUUGCAGGCAAUAGCUUUACAAAAGCAUUUUUGCACCAAACGAUCGGAUACCUUUUGAUAAUGGUUACGACCGUUGUGUUCCAGCCAAUCUAUUAUCAUCAUUCAAAAUUAGUUCGUGCCAAAGAUUUCAGCAGUGCUGCCGAAAGAUCUGCGGCAUUGUCUGCCGCCUUUAAAUCAUCAUCAUCAUCAUCAUCAUCAUUAUCAUUAUCAUCAUCAGCUACCUCAACGGUGAUCAAUGGUGUUGUUGUUGGUGGUGGCGUUGGUGGUGGCCACCAUCAAGAUACAUCAUUAGACAAUAGUCUUGGACCGGUGAUAUUACAACAACAACAACAACAACCACCACUACUACCAUCACAACAAACAUCAUCAUCAUCAUCAUCCCUUAUAACGGGCCAAAAUAUACAAGAUUCAUUUCUAUUAUCAUCGAUUGAAGAUCAAUCAAAAUUAUCGAUCAAACAGAUUGAAAAAAGACAGCCAAAAAAUGAAUCAAAAAAAUUAACAAAAAAGCCUAAAUCUGAACAACAACAAAGACUACGGUCAUUUCCAGCUUUUUUACAAGCAGAUUUAUCACCAUUAGAAUUAGAUGAUACAAUAUUUGAUACUGUUGGUGGUGGCGGUGGUGGUGAUCCACGUUUCGAUGCAAUGAUUGCAAUCGAUCCAAAUGAUCCAUGCUACAAUUUUACAGUUGGAAAUUUAAAAUAUCAAGAAUUUUUUUCACCAAAUUAUCCAAAUAAUUAUCCCAAUGAUACUGAAUGUGAAAGAGUGAUACAAGCACCACAUGGAUAUCAGAUCAGUAUAGAAUUUAGGGAUCAAUUUUCACUUGAAGAUUCACCAAAUUGUGCAUAUGAUUAUCUUGAAAUACGUGAUGGUGCAUAUGGUUAUUCAUCACCAUUGGCAAAAUUAUGUGGCCCAGAUUUUCCAAGAGAUAUUAUCUCAAAUGAUCGUUACCUCUUUUUACGUUUUGUAUCCGAUGAUAGUAUUGAAUAUCAAGGAUUUAGAGCUGUUUAUUCCUUUAUCAAAAUGACAAAUGAAAGACCAGAACCACCAGAUGAAUGUCGUUUUAAUAAAACCGGUGUUAGUGGGACCAUCGAAAAUCGUGAUAUACCACUUGAGCUAACAAAUUAUUCAGUAACACAAAAUGUUCCAAUUGAUUGUAUGUGGAAUAUAACUGUUGCAGCUGGUUAUAAGAUGUAUCUAAAUUUUAAAGAAUAUAAAUUAACAAGUCCAAAUAAUUGUGAAGCAAAUUAUAUUGAUAUUUAUGGUGAAAAAUUAAGCGAUUUAGCACGUAAACAACGAUUCUGUGGUACACAAGCUGAACCAGUACGAUCCGAUGAUAAUCAUAUGAAUAUACGUUUUUUUGCUAAACCGGACGCAUUAAGUAAUGUACAAUUUGAAAUUACAUUCACUGCAUUUCGUGAAUUAUCAAAUAAAGCAGAAACUUGCCGUCCUGAUGAAUUUGAUUGUGAAGAUUCAACUUGUAUCGAUAUUGGUUUAAAAUGUGAUGGUGUUGAUAAUUGUAAAUAUCGUUAUGAUGAAGAUAAACAAACUACUUGUGCACCAGGUAACAAAGGUGUAUUGAAUCUUAAUUCACAACAUAUGGUUGUUAUAUUGAUUGUAUUCUGUGCACUUGUAUUUGGUAUGUGUGCUUCCAUUGCUAUUUCAUGUUGGAGUAAAAUUGAAGAACGUUCACAACGUAAACGUGAAUAUAAAUUAAGACGUUCACGUGAAGCAUCAAUGGAAGUUGGAUUAGAUCGUACAAUGACUAUUACAUCAUUAGAUCGUUCAUGUCCAUUAGAACAUGGUGAACAAACAUCAUCAUCAUCUGGUUCAAGAUGUCGUAAAAUUGUAACAGCAAAUGCUAUUAGACAAAAACCAGAUAUUGGUGUUGAUGAUGAUGAUAUACCACAAAUGGGUUAUUAUGAUUCAGAAGAAAAUGGUUGCUAUGUACCUGAUUUAGAUAUUGCACCAAUGCAUCAUCAUUCAUCAACUGCUCAUCAUCAUUUAGUAUAUCCAUCAUCUAAUGAAAGGCGACCUAAACAGAUGCAAACUGUACAGCCAAAUGGUGGUACUAUUUGUACAUCUCAUCAUUUGGAUCCUGUUGAUAAAUAUUCACCUGAUACGCCCACACCACCACAAAUGAUGAUUGGUUCACCAAAUACAAGAGGUCAUAUUGGUGGUACACAAUCACCAUUAGUUGGUGAUCAUUAUUAUCAUCAACAACAACAACAACAGCAACAACAACAAUUACAACAAAAUAUUGAACGUGAUUCAAUAAGAUCAUCAUCUGAUUGUUCAAUACCACCACCACCACCUCCUCCAUCAUUAAGUCAUUUUCGUAAUCGUCUUCAACAACAACAACAACAACCACAACAAUAUCGAACCUUACCUCUUGAUCCAAGUAAAUUAACCGAUGCAUCAAUGUUAAUCAUGAGCGACAAUCAUCAUCAAUCUGUACAAUAUAGACAUCCACAACAUACAUCACGUAUAAUAACGACUAGUGGUGGUGGUGGUGGUCAGCCAUCAAUGUUAAUACAUCCACAACAUCAUCCUGAUUGUGCUCAACAUCAGCUCAAUAAAAUGCAACAAACAUCAAUGGAACAUCAAUCACAAUAUAAUCCUAAUUCAUUAAGAAGAGGUGGUGGAGGAGGAACAUAUUAUACGAAUCAACCUACACCUGGUAAUAUAGGUGGUGGUGGUGGUGGUGGUAAUGUUAGAACACAACAAACUUCCGGUAAUAGUAAUCCGGGCAGUCAAAGGCCUUCACCGAUGCCUAUAGGAAGUAAUGGUGAUACAAAUGAACUGCUCAAUGAUGUAAUUGAUGUUGAUGGUUGUAUUGAUGAAGGUGAUGAAUCUGGUGUUGGACCAUCCGAACAACGUUCAGCAAUGGAGCUUAAUGAUGAUAUUAUUGAUGAUGAUGUAUUAACUGAAAAUGAUAUUUUUCCAUCAUCAAAUGGUCCAGCAUCAGCUAGUGGUAGACAUCAAUCAUCAACACAUUAUCUAUUACGUGGUCAAUCAACAUUAGAAGAAGAAGAUGAUUCUUCAGUGCCUUUAAAUUCAACCAAUUCAAAUACUGGUUAUGGUAGUGGACAACAACAACAACAACAACAACAACAAACAAAUAUUGGUCAAAGACAAGUUUAUUAUCGUAGUGAAGCUGUUAUUGAAAUGGUACCAAGACAAGAUACAAAUCGUCAAGAUGUAGCACUUAUUCGUUAAACCAAAAAA
This is a messenger RNA of Dermatophagoides pteronyssinus (European house dust mite), 3444 nucleotides long. RefSeq lists its product as uncharacterized. Lineage: Eukaryota; Metazoa; Arthropoda; Arachnida; Sarcoptiformes; Pyroglyphidae. Gene Ontology annotation, molecular function: protein binding. The record is from RefSeq and is a predicted model, not a curated record.